This is a messenger RNA of Fraxinus pennsylvanica, 2664 nucleotides long. Lineage: Eukaryota; Viridiplantae; Streptophyta; Magnoliopsida; Lamiales; Oleaceae. The record is from the annotation of a GenBank genome assembly.
AUGGCUUCUUCUUCUUCUUCUUUUCCUGAUGUAUAUGCCUGGCUUGAAAACCUUCCACCAAUCCCACAAUGGAAAACAGAUUCCAUGUCCAUGAAUAUAUGCCCAUUUUCAUCAAUCCCUUCCUUAAAACUCUCAGUCAAGAACUAUAACUCAUCAUUCUCUCUCUCUAUAUAUGCAGAUUAUAACCUCCCUCUCUCUCUCUGGAACUCUAAAACCUUUUCACCAAAUCCCAUAUCAAACAAACUUCUGGAUGAUCAUGAAACAGUUUCAGGUCUCUUCCUUAAUUUCAUUGAAAAUAUUCUUAUGUACAGUCCAAACAGAAGUAUUUCUUCCAAUUCGCUUUACAGUCCAAACAGAAGUAUUUCUUCCAAUUCGCUUAGACUUCCAAGAAGUACUUACUCGGAAAAUAACUUUAAAGAUCUGUUUAAUUUCUCUUUUCUUAGCCUUACUUUUAUUAUUUGCAUAUAUGAAGCUCCUACUGAUAUUAGAUCCUCAUGUCUUUCGACCCUGAAAGAUCAAUUUGCAUGCCCAAAAUCAAGAGAAGUUUCCAAGAUUUUGAUGAGGAGUUUGGGGUCUAAUAUAGAAGAACAUUGGAUGCGUUCCAUAAAUCUUGCAAUUACUAAUUGGGUUACAGAACUACAAGGUGAAAAUACUGACUGCACAAGUAGUAACUGUAAAACUCCUUCGCCUUUGUUUUCGUACUCGUUUUCCACAUACGGGUUGUGGAAAGUUCAAUUGUAUUGUCCAGUCAUAUCUAUGGAAGUCGAGAAGUCAAGUAGUCCUUCGCCAGAUGAACAUUUGCUUUUCUCUCUCAACUAUCACCAACUGGAGGGGGUGAUCCAGCUUAAUCAUAGGGCGAUCAUUCAAGAAAAGUGGAUUGAAGUCAGAGUAAACAUAGAUAACAUCAGGUGUGAUGUUAUGAAGCUGGUGACAGAUAAACUCAUGAAGGAGCGGGGUGCAGGAACAAGUGAAAAACACUUUCCUUCAAGAAUUGCAUUGCAAAUUACUCCAACUAUGCAGGCAAACAUCAUAAGCAUAUCAGUUAGCAAAUCAACAGAGAAUCCAGCACGAGAAAUCGGCGUUGAAAAGUCGAUCGAAGCAUCAUUCGAGCCUCCAAAUCCACACAUGGGAAUAAACUUCUCUGCAGGAGAAACCAUGACAAUAAGCCUAAAACCAUGGAAAUUUGAGCAGUCUGUUCAUGGAAACACUGCAAUUUUGAACUGGUUUCUGCAUGAUAGUGUGAAUGGAAGAGAGGUAUUUUCUUCAAGACCGUCGAAAUUUGCUUUGCUUCAACCCAAGGCAUGGUUUAAGCAUAGAUAUUCAAAUGCUUAUAGGCCUUUUACAAGGCAAGGAGGAGUGGUUUUUGCUGGUGAUGAGUAUGGGGAGAGUGUGAGUUGGAAGGUGGAUAAAGCUUGCAUGGAGGAAAGUAUGGAGUGGCAGAUUAAGGGUUGGAUUUGGUUAACUUAUUGGCCUAAUAAGCAUAGGACACUUUAUACUGAAACUAGGAGAUCUCCAAUUCAUUUUAUCUCCUCGAUACAAUCGGAAUUUAUAUCACCGAUGGAGUCCGCCGCCGUUCUCCGCUCCUUUCAUUAUUCUGUCGGCACGAGUUCUCAUUUGAAGUCUGUACUUGAACAACCUGGCACAAUUACUAUGAACAAUGCAUCCCUUUCAAACCUAAAAAAAUUGCCUUUCUAUGGUGGAAAGAACAUGUCACUUACAAAUAAGCGGGGAGCAAUACUUGUACCAUUUGUGAAGGCCUCUGAAAGUACUGGGACAGCAAAAUCCAGUGGUGACCCAAAUAAUCAUCAAAAUGGAUCAGUGGAGAAGAAAUCGUUGCCGGCAACGUUCCCCAAUGGUUUUGAGACACUGCUCACAGAAGUCUGUGAGGAGACAAAAGUCGCGGAGCUGAAAAUUAAGUUUGGAGACUUUCAAAUGCAUGUGAAGAGGAAAAUUGAACCUGCACCAACUCCGGCACCAAUUGUUUCUCCCACAUCUGCUCCACCUGUUCCAAGUGAGCCAAUGAAUGAAUCAGCUCCUGCUGCUGCUCCACCAUCGCCAUCAAAAUCUUCUGAAGAAAAGAUCAGCCCAUUUACAAAUGUUUCUGCAGAUAAGGCAGCGAAGUUGGCGGCACUGGAGGCUUCAGGAUCAAGUGGCUAUGUUAUCUUAUCAUCUCCACAGGUUGGUUCAUUCCGAAGGGCCAGGACUUUGAAAGGAAAGAAGCAACCUCCUGCUUGUAAAGAGGGUGAUGUUAUCAAAGAAGGACAAAUAGUAGGCUUUUUGGAUCAGUUUGGCACUGAACUUCCAGUCAGAUCAGAUGUGGCUGGAGAAGUCCUGAAGCUCCUUUAUGAUGAUGGAGAAGCUGUUGGUUAUGGAGAUCCCCUGGUAGCUGUCUUGCCAUCAUUUCACGAGCUUGGGGAUUCCUGUGAAAAUUCUUCAGUUUCUAAGAAGAUCCCAGUAGGGAGAAAUGGCACUAAAACACAAAAUAUUUCAAAUUCAAGAAAGAGGAAAUUAGUUCGAAGGGGAAAUGCUAAAGAAAUCCCCGCCAUAGAUGCCAAUGUUGCAUCAGAAAACAGUGAAUCAAGUGCAAAAAGAAGCAAGUCAGAUGAUGAAGGUUCUAUUGAAAAGGGUAAUGCCAAAAAGGCAGAUGUAAAUGAAUUUGAUUAA